Messenger RNA from Coregonus sp. 'balchen', 32496 nucleotides. NCBI's taxonomy places the organism in Eukaryota, Metazoa, Chordata, Actinopteri, Salmoniformes, Salmonidae. The record is from the annotation of a GenBank genome assembly.
AUGGGCCUGUGGAGGAGGCAGGAGACGCCCUCCACACUGUUUCUGUCUGACCCAGCUGUUUUGGAAAUGCUGGGGGCCUCCGUGAGUCGGGAAUGACACGACAGAGUGAGAUAAAGGUGGAAAGAGAGAGGUGUAUCUCCUCUGUCCUCUUCCAGCCGGUUGAAUUCCAGAGUUCUGUUUAUAGAACACAAUUGCCAUGGUUUCUGUUCUGACACCCUGGCUGCUGCCAUCUCUGUCUGUCUGCCUUCUGCCCUGUUCCCACAGGCAUUGUUCUGAGCUGGCUGUUUCUCCCUCCCUCCCCCAACCUUCAGUUUUUUGUGCAGCUGCAUUUGUUUUUAAAAUCAGCAAGGCUGAAAAACAGACACACCCCAUGUUCCAUACUGGGCAUGUUCUGUACCUAAGUUGGUACAACCGACACUAGUUUUGAACUGACAACAAAUUGCAUAACAAUGCUCUAAAGAAGAGUUGGAAAUACCAUACAGUUUCACCAUUUACAGUGCAUUCAGAAAGUAUUCAGACCCCUUGACUUUUUCCACAUUUUGUUACGUUACAGCCUUAUUCUAAAAUGGAUUCAAUUGUUUUUUUCCCUCAUCAAUCUACACACAAUACCCCAUAAUGACAAAGCAAAAACAGGUUUUUAGAAAUGUUUGCAAAUGUAUAAAAAUUAAAUAAAAAAAUAUCACAUUUACAUAAGUAUUUAGACCCUUUACUCAGUACUUUGUUGAAGCAUUACAGCAUCGAGUCUUCUUGGGUAUGAUGCUACAAGCUUGGCACACGUGUAUUUGUGGAGUUUCUCCCAUUCUUCUCUGCAGAUCCUCUCAAACUCUGUCAGGUUGGAUGGGGAGCAUCACUGCACAGCUAUUUUCAGGUCUGUCCAGAGAUGUUCGAUCGGGUUCAAGUCCGGGCUCUGGCUGGGCCACUCAAGGACAUUCAGAUACUUUUUUUUACAUUUUAGUCAUUUAGCAGACGCUCUUAUCCAGAGCGACUUACAGUUAGUGAGUGCAUACAUUUUUCAUACUGGCCCUCCGUGGGAAACGAACCCACAACCCUGGCGUUGCAAACGCCAUGCUCUACCAACUUAGCUACACGUUGUCUUGGCUGUGUGCUUAGGGUCGUUGUCCUGUUGGAAGGUGAACCUUUGUCCCAGUCUGAGGUCCUGAGCGCUCUGGAGCAGGUUUUCAUUAAGGAUCUCUCUGUACUUUGCUCUGUUAAUUUUUUCCUCGAUCCUGACUAGUCUCCCAGUCCCUGCCGCUGAAAAACAUCUCCACAUUAUGAUGCUGCCACCACCAUGCUUCACCGUAGGGAUGGUGCCAGGUUUUCCUUCAGACGUGACGCUUGGCAUUCAGGCCAAAGAGUUCAAUCUUGGUUUCAUCAGACCAGAGAAUCUUGUUUCUCAUGGUCUGAGAGUCCUUUAGGUGCCUUUUGGCAAAUUCCAAGCGGGCUGUCGUGCCUUUUACUGAGGAGUGGCUUCUGACUGGCCACUCUUCCAUAAAGGCCUGAUUGGUGGAAUGCUGCAGUGAUGGUUGUCCUUCUGGAAGGUUCUCCCAUCUCCACAGAGUAACUUCCCUGACCAAGGCCCUUCUCCCCCGAUUGCGCAGUUUGGCUGGGUGGCCAGCUCUAGGAAGAGUCUUGGUGGUUCCAAACUUCUUCCAUUUAAGAAUGAUGGAGGCCACUGUGUUCUUGGGGACCUUCAAUGCUACAUACAUUUUUUGGUACCCUUCCCCAGAUCUGUGCCUCGACACAAUCCUGUCUCGGAGCUCUACGGACAAUUCCUUCAACCUCAUGGCUUGGUUUUUGCUCUGACAUGCACUGUCAACUGUGGGACCUUUAUAUAGACAGUUGUGUGCCUUUCCAAAUCAUGUCCAAUCAAUUGAAUUUACAACAGGUGGACUCCAAUCAAGUUAUAGAAACAUCUCAAGGAUGAUCAAUGGAAACAGGAAGCACCUGAGCUCAAUUUCGAGUCUCAUAGCAAAGGGUCUGAAUACUGUUUUUUAUUUGUAAUACAUUUGUAAACAUUUGUAAAAAACCUGUUUUCGCUUUGUCAUUAUGGGGUAUUGUGUGUAGAUUUAGAUUUAUUUUAAAAAUCUAUUUUGGAAUAAGGCUGUAAUGUAACAAUGUGGAAAGAGUCAAGGGGUCUGAAUACUUUCCAAAUGCACUGUAUAUCAGCUCUUCAUUUGACAGCUGGACAAGGCUGGCUGUCUUUUAUGGCCUAUUAUGAAGUUGUUUUCUGCCUUGGCUUCAGAGUGUCCAAGGGGAGAGCAUUAAUCUGCCCUUUUAAAGCUCCAAACAGCAGUCACAGCCCAGCUACGGUCUCCAUGGAGACGCUUCGGAUGAGUCAUCCGUUUCAUAGAGAACAUUCCUGUGUUGGCCCGCUGGGAGCGGCCGGUAUCAAUCAUGCCUUACCUUUUGACCUCCAGUCCCGGGCACUAAUCAAAACAGGCCAUGUAUCUGACUGGACUUCCAUAAGACAGCCGUCAACAGGCAGGAAUGAGGGAGAUUAGUGGAAUAUAUUGUGACCUGAGGAAACACGUCAACAACAUUCAUUCUACAGACAGUUAUCAGAGGACAGAAAGGGCUGGGAAAGAUGGAUCACUACAGGCAUAACCUUUCAACUCAUUUUCCCUAACCCCGGGACCUUUUGUCUGCAUUACAAUGUUCCUCCACCAACAUUAUUUUUUAAAUAAACAACGAGUUGAGUUCACUUCGUGCCUGUGACAGCAGUGCGGGAUAUGUGGACUUCAUAACCUUGUUACACAAUGAAAAACAAAACGAUGCAUUUAUAGGCGUUUAAUCAUUCAACACACUGCCUCUAUGAAACUAGUUCCCCAUGUCUAUAGGCUGUAGCUGCUUUACCACUGAGUUGUAUACUACUACACAGUAAAGGUCUGUCUGAAUGGAAGUGGUCAUGUGUGUUUCUCCCUUCUCGUGCACAGAUUGAGCGGCGCAUGGAGAUUGUGCGCGUGGUGUCCCACAAUACACACAAGAGGAUGGUCACGUGUCUACAGGGCCACAUUGGUACCGACGCAGAGAAGAGACAUGUAAGUACAGAUAUUAUUAACAUUAUUCCUGGCCAAAUUGUCUGUGUCACUAGAGCCAAGAUUAGCAUAUAUUUAUGAUUUAUAUCCCAUUGAAUCUUCACCUAUCCCGAUUAUCACUAGUUUAUCCAACCCCCUUGAAAAUAAUGUUCUAUAUCAGCAAUUUGUGUUUGUUUUUGUUUACUUCUCAUGAUCCAACAUGUACAAUUGUGUCAAUGCCAGUCCGUACCACGCCUUUACACAGGAAAUGGUCAGGUAAAAACACACAUUUUACUUUCUCAUAGCUACAUUUCUGGCUCUGCUCAACCCUCCUUCCAUGCAUUUCAUUCCAGCUUUGAGAAUAGAAAGGAAUGAAAAGGCAUCAUACUGUAACUAGUUUUUCCAGUAUGUCAAAGCACUGUAGCUCUUAACACAGCAAUAACAGUAACGUCCUCAUUCUUUCUACUAUUCUUUAUUGUCCAACUUCAUGACAGUGGAAAUGGACUUUCCAUUGAUAAACCCUAAAAAGCUAAGCACAAGAAACCUUUUGACAUAUUAGAAUUAGUCAAUUGUUGGUGCCUCAGUUGGUAUCUAAUAAAUGUAUACAUCUCUCUCUUCCCUCUCUGUCUCUACACACACACCUCACAGAAAAAGCUUCCUCUGACGGCUCUGUCUCAAGCCAUGGUGGACGGUGGCAGUCAGCUGGGAGAGGAGUCUCUGAUUGGGUGAGUGAGGGUGAUUGACAGGUUAGACAACCAACCAUCUGUCUUACACAGGUUAUAUGGGCCAGAUGAACCCUAGAGAGAUGGAGAAUGUGGGGCUAUGUUUUCAGAGCUAACAAACUGCCCUAAUUAUUAUCAACUGUAUUUUCAGUGGUUUUUUGUUUUUGUGGAGGAUCAGAAAGUGUUUACUGUGGAUGUGUGUAUCCACAUAAUGAGGAUGUGUGCCAGACAAUUUCUCCAUUUAACAACACUAGCUACAUCGUUGCCUUGUUCGCAUGGUAAGACAGUGACAGAAAUGGACACUGAGACAAGAGGAUCUAGAAACUAUGACUGGAAACUAGCCAUCGAUUUACUGUUACUAACCAGUGUCCAUCCAACCUUUUUAUGAGCGCAAAGUACAUGUCGGAUAAAACAUUUUUUGACAGGCCUGAUGGAAACUGAACAUUUGUCGGUGAACUUUCCAAAUGUCAACAAAACAAAAUACGCUAGACAAGGUGGGAUCUUUUUGUGUUGGCAAAAUGUAAUUAUGAGAGAAAUGUCGGUUGAAAUGCUUUUAUGCACAAAUAUUGCUAUAAGAACUAUCAUGUCGAAGUAAACUUGGAGUCACGCGAUGACAUGUUGUGUCGUCCUCCCACUACGACUCGUCGGGAAAGCAUGCAGUUUAUUAGGCUACAGAUUAAAUAAAUUAUGAUGAACUUCACAGGGUGGUGAAAGUGCAAGGUGAUGAGCUUGAUGCUCAUUUCCAAUAAAUAUUGAGUGUCUUAUUCUGGUUACAUGAUCAUCGAUGCUUGGCUGCCAUUUGACAAAUAAAAAUGAUCUUGCUCUUUUGUCCCUAAUAAUCUCAUCAUGUAGUGAAAAUGCGAUGGAAACCCAUUUAACUUGUAUUUUUUAUUCGGUACAUGGGAAUUUAACCGCAAAAGGUAUAUUUAUGUGCAGUACGUCAUCACACAGCCUUUUAUCCGCAAUAAGUCAAUUUGAUGGAAACACAUCUUUGGUGGGAAAAUGUGCAUAUUGUUUUUAUGCGGAUUUUAGAAUGAAAAGCUGUCGCCAAUUAGAUGGAAACCUAGCUACUGUCUGCUUUUAGGAGGAAGUCCAUCUAUCUCAUUUGACACAUUGUGCAUGAUGUACAGUAUGUGUGGAUGAAGAAUUAUGAAUUUGAAAGGUAGUGCCAAAGGGGACUGGUGACGAAUGCGACAUGUAGAUGGCCCUUUCUGCUGUGAUCAGUCAUUAUUUAUAUUAUUUGAAGGAAAGUAAUGGUGUAACUGCUAAUCCCGAUGGCACUUCCUGUGGCGUCUGGAUGACCUGUGUGUGGGUCUCCUCCUGACAGGAAGAUGAUGGAGGUGUGUGGGGAGGCAGAGAACAGGCUGGCGUCAGAGCUGCUGCAGCACGAGGUCCAGAUAGAGAAGGACGUGCUAGACCCCCUCAACCAGCUAGCAGAGGUGAGUUGAAGGAGAUAUCUAGCUAGUGCCUUAUUUAAUCCAAACCUGUCUCAAGAGUAUCCAAUAUAUUAGUCAAAAUUCUUACUCCAACACAGCAUCAAAGAAUGAUUGAGUCAAUAUGUAUUUGGAAAAGCACCAUACGUUCUUAAUAUGCAUGUGAUCCAUCCAUAUUCUCAGGUGGACAUUCCCAACAUCUUGAAACAGAGGAAGCAGCUAGCCAGGCUAGUGCUGGACUACGAUUCUGCCAGAGCGAGGUGAGCCUAUGUACAUGUACAGUGCCUUGCAAAUGUAUUCAUCCCCCUUGGCGUUUUUCUUAUUUUGUUGCAUUACAACCUGUAAUUUAAAUUGAUUUUUAUUUGGAUUUCAUGUAAUGGACAUACACAAAAUAGUCCAAAUUGGUGAAGUGAAAUGAAAAAAAUUAGUUGUUUCAAAAAAUUCUAAAAAAUAAAUAACGGAAAAGUGGUGCGUGCAUAUGUAUUCACCCCCUUUGCUAUGAAGCCCCUAAAUGAGAUCUGGUGCAACCAAUUACCUUCAGAAGUCACAUAAUUAGUUAAAUAAAGUCCACCUGUGUGCAAUCUAAGUGUCACAUGAUCUGUCACAUGAUCUCAGUAUAUAUACACCUGUUCUGAAAGGCCCCAGAGUCUGCAACACCACUAAGCAAGGGGCACCACCAAGCAAGCAGCACCAUGAAGACCAAGGGGCUCUCCAAACAGGUCAGGGACAAAGUUGUGGAGAAGUACAGAUCAGGGUUGGGUUAUAAACAAAUAUCUGAAACUUUGAACAUCCCAUGGAGCACCAUUAAAUCCAUUAUUAAAAAUUGAGAGAAUAUGGCACCACAACAAACCUGCCAAGAGGGGGCCGCCCACCAAAACUCACGGACCAGGCAAGGACGGCAUUAAUCAGAGAGGCAACAAGAGACCGAAGAUGACCCUGAAGGAGCUGCAAAGCUCCACAGCGGAGAUUGGAGUAUCUGUCCAUAGGACCACUUUAAGCCGUACACUCCACAGAGCUGGGCUUUACGGAAGAGUGGCCAGAAAAAAGCCAUCGCUUAAAGAAAAAAAUAAGGAAACACGUUUGGUGUUCACCAAAAGGCAUGUGGGAGACUCCCCAUACAUAUGGAAGAAGGUACUCUGGUCAGAUGAGACUAAAAUUAAGCUUUUUGGCCAUCAAGGAAAACGCUAUGUCUGGCGCAAACCCAACACCUCUCAUCACCCCGUAAACACCAUCCCCACAGUGAAGCAUGGUGGUGGCAGCAUCAUGCUGUGGCGAUGUUUUUCAUUGGCAUGGACUGGGAAACUGGUCAGAAUUGAAGGAAUGAUGGAUGGCGCUAAAUACAGGGAAAUUCUUGAGGGAAACCUGUUUCAGUCUUCCAGAGAUUUGAGACUGGGACGGCGGUUCACCUUCCAGCAGGACAAUGACCCUAAGCAUACUACUAAAGCAACACUUGAGUGGUUUAAGGGGAAACAUUUAAAUGUCUUGGAAUGGCCUAGUCAAAGCCCAGACCUCAAUCCAAUUGAGAAUCUAUGUUAUGACUUAAAGAUUGCUGUACACCAGCGGAACCCAUCCAACUUGAAGGAGCUGGAGCAGUUUUGCCUUGAAGAAUGGGCAAAAAUCCCAGUGGCUAGAUGUGCCAAGCUUAUAGAGACAUACCCCAAGAGACUUGCAGCUGUAAUUGCUGCAAAAGGUGGAUUGACAAAGUAUUGACUUUGGGGGGGUGAAUAGUUAUUGUUUGUUUCACAAGAAAAUAUAUUUUGCAUCUUCAAAGUGGUAGGCAUGUUGUGUAAAUCAAAUGAUACAACCCCCCCAAAAAUCCAUUUUAAUUCCAGUUUGUAAGGCAACAAAAUAGGAAAAAUGCCAAGGGAGGUGAACACUUUUGCAAGCCACUGUAUCACCUUUAUUCAUGUUAUAUUGUGCUUAGUACAUGUUUUCUAAAGUUUAUAACAAGGUUCUAACCUGGUGUGUGUGGUCUACCCCUUCCAGGUGGUUGCAGGCAACCAAGUCAAUAAUCUCAGGAACAAACACGCAAGCACUGACGGCCAAGGCAGACCUGCUCAAAGAGGAGGUGGAUGAAGCUAUGAACAAAAUGGAACUCUGCAAGGUAAGUUUGCCGGACGUCCAUUCUGCUAUAUGAAUUUGGAUAAAUCACAGGCCUCAAUCCCAAAUGAAUGUUAACUGCUCGCAGAAGAGGAAGUGGAAAAUGGAAUGUUUUGACAGAAGAACAUAAGAGCAGAAGUGGACAUUCCAACCUCUGUGACGUUGUGGCUGCUUGCUUUAGGAACAAUGCCCAGUCAGCUGUGUGCAUGAGUGCCUGCGUGUGUGAGCAUUUUGUCUGUGUGUGUGUGUGUGUGCGCGCAUGCGUGCAUGUGGCGCCUCUGUGUGUGUUGCUGAUUCAGUGUAUUGUGUUUGUAUGGAGUGGUGUGUGUCAGAUCUUCUGUCCUGUGUGUUUUCCUUUCUCUGCUCUCCAAUCCUGUUCAGCCCUGCUACCCUACAGCUCUACCCAGGCCCUGUCAACAGCAGACAGAUUUUAGACACUGUGGAAGGCCUAAUGGCCAUACCCACUGCCAACACUAGCAGAGCAGCCACCUGAAAUACAUUGAUUUGAUUCUGAUAUAAUGGAGACCAGAGAGGUGGAUGGGUUUAGGUCGAUAAUAAAACAGGCAUAGUGAAAUUACUGUUGUUGUGAUGAUUUAUCAUUAAAUGGAUAACGUGUUGUUUUAAGUUUUAAAUGUAAGUUCUGAGAGUUGGUUCUUCUCUGUCAUCUGGUUGUAAUGAUCUCUUGUCUGUGCUCCUCUCUCUCAGGACCAACUGGCUGCAGACAUGUACAAUUUCUUCUCAAAGGAAGGGGACUAUGCCCGCUACUAUGUAAUGGUGGGUGUGUGUGUGUGUGUGUGUGUACGUGCGUGGGUGUGUGGGAAUGUUCACAGCUGUAGAUUGACUGGGUGAGCAGUUGAUUUUGUUUUUAGUCCUUCCUCUCAUUGUUGACUGACACACUCCCUCUCUCUCUCCCCUCCACAAUGUUAUGUUGUGUUCCCAGCUCUUAGAGGCCCAAGCUGAUUAUCAUAGAAAAUCUCUGACUGUGCUGGAGAGUGUCCUGCCAACCAUCCAAGCACAGCAAGGUACACUACACUCCUGCUCCCCCUCCAAACCCCUCACAGCCAGGUGCAGUACAACCCAGUCUUUUCUCCCUGUGCUGGUUGAACUUGCCCAGAAAUUAUCCUCCUCCAAUCCUAGCCUUAACCAUGAUGGAGGGAAACGCCAGUACUACUUCAAAUGUGUCUAGGGACAACUUCAUCGUACUCCCCCCUAAAACUUCUCACAGCAAGAAACAGUGCAUUCGGAAAGUAUUCAGAUCCCUUGACUUUUUCCACAAUUUGUUACAUUACAGCCUUAUUCUAAAAAUUGAUUCAAUUGUUUUUUUUCCCUCAUCAAUCUACACACCUACCCCAUAAUGACAAAGCAAAAACAGGUUUUUAGAAAGUUUAGCAAAUGAAUUGAAAAUUAAAAACCUAAAUAUCACAUUUACAUAAGUAUUCAGACCCUUUACUCAGUACUUUGUUGAAACACCUUUGGCAGCAAUUACAGCCUCGAGUCUUCUUGGGUAUGACGCUACAAGCUUGGCACACCAGUAUUUGUUGCGUUUCUCCCAUUCUUCUCUGCAGAUCCUCUCAAGCUCUGUCAGGUUGGAUGGGGAGCGUCGCUGCACAGCAAGAAUUUUUUCACUUUCACCCUUUUUUCUCCCCAAUUUCGUGAUAUCCGAAUGGUAGUUAGUCUUGUCCCAUCGCUGCAACUCCCCUACGGACUCAGGAGAGGCGAAGGUCGAGAGCCAUGUGUCCUCCGAAACAUGACCCUGCCAAGCCGCACUGCUUCUUGACACACUGCUCACGUUGUCAGCUUGCAGGUGCCCGGCCCGCCACAAGGAGUCGCUAGAGUGCGAUGGGACAAGGAAAUCCCGGCUGGUCAACCCCUCCCCCAACCCGGACGACGCUGGGCCAAUUGUGCACCGCCUCAUGGGUCUCCCGGUUAAGGCCGGCUGGGACCCUGGGAUCGAACCCGGGUCUGUAGUGACGCCAUAAGCACUGCGAUGCAGUGCCUUAGACCGCUGCGCCACUCCCUCAAUCCUGACUAGUCUCCCAGUCCCUGCCGCUGAAAAACAUCCCCACAGCAUGAUGCUGCCACCACCAUGCUUCACCGUAGGGAUGGUGCCAGGUUUCCUCCAGACGUGACGCUUUGCAUUCAGGCCAAAGAGUUCAAUCUUGGUUUCAUCAGACCAGAGAAUCUUUUCUCAUGGUCUGAGAGUUCUUUAGGUGCCUUUUGGCAAACUCCAAGCAGGCUGUCGUGCCUUUUUAUUGAGGAUUGGCUUCUAUCUGGCCACUCUACCAUAAAGGCCAGAUUGGUGGAGUGGAGUGGCUUCCGUCUGGCCUGAUUGGUGGAGUGCUGCAGAGAUGGUUGUCCUUCUGGAAGGUUCUCCCAUCUCCACAGAGGAGCUCUGGAGUUCUGUCAGAGUGACCAUCGGGGUCUUGGUCACCUCCCUGACCAAGGCCCUUCUCUCCCGAUUGCUCAGUUUGGCCAGGCGGCCAGCUCUAGGAAGAGUCUUGGUGGUUCCAAACUUCUCCCAUUUAAGAAUGAUGGAGGCCACUGUGUUCUUGGGGACCUUCAAUGCUGCAGACAUUUUUUGAUACCCUUUCCCUGAUCUGUGCCUGGACACAAUCCAUAUGGACAAUUCCUUUGACCUCAUGGCUUGGUUUUUGCUCUGACAUGCACUGUCAACUGUGGGAUCUUAUAUAGACAGGUAUGUGCCUUUCCAAAUCAUGUCCAAUCAAUUGAAUUUACCACAAGUGGACUCCAAUGAAGUUGAAGAAACAUCUCAAGGAUGAUCAAUGGAAACAGGAUUCACCUGAGCUCAAUUUCGAGUCUCAUAGCAAAGGGUCUGAAUACUUAUGUAAAUAAGGUAUUUCUGUUUUUUCAACAAACAAAAAAACUUUUCGCUUUGUCAUUAUUGAGUAUUGUGUGUAGGUUGAUGAGGAAAAGUGUUUAUUUAAUACAUUUUAGAAUAAGGCUGUAACGUAACAAAAUGUGGAAAAAGUCAAGGGGUCUGAAUACUUUACGAAUGCACUGUACAGACCAAUCCUCACAUCCUUUAAAAAAAAAACAAUUUUUCUCCCCACCCCCCUCUAGCCACAUAAAGGUUUAACUGAGCGUGAUACAGGAACUCUGUCCAUCAGUACAUUAACCAAAACAACUAAUUCCUAUAAUUUACAGUGUUAAAUAACACUGUGCGAACACAUUUUUUUGUUAACAAAUGUUUCAUUUUGUCGUUAUAAUAAGAUUGGUAGCAACGUGAAAAUCGUUGUGGAAGUCUUUUGCAGCUCAAGUCGACUACAAAACUCACAAUACAAUGCUCUCACUAUGGGCUAGCUAGCUAGCAAACGUAGCUGCACACAAUAAUACUGAAAUCAAUAUCAGCAUGUGAAGUUGCUAGUUAUCUGUAAAAUCGUUUAAACAAACUGCACUAUCAAUUUAGGAGUCUACAAUCUCACCAUGUUCAACCACAGAUCGUGUGCCUCGCAGAGUGGAUUCAUUCGCAACGGCCAUGCAACAGCAGCAUGCAAUGCAACUGUCACGGUUUCGGCCGAGGCGGCUCCUUCUCCUUGUUCGGGCAGGCUUCGGCGGUCGUCGUCUCCGGAGUACUAGCUGCCACCGUUCGAUGUUUCAUGUUAGAUUGGUUUUGUCUGUUUGUCACACCUGUUCAUUGUUAAGUGUUCAUUAGGCACCCUAUUUAGUUCUCUUGUGUUUGGUCAGGUGUUGUGUGUAAUUGUUCGAUGUCACGUGUUGUUGUUGGUCCGCUGUUCUGUGCUCUCUGUAUUUCGUUUUGUUUAAGAGAGUCCUGCACGUUGUGCGCAUUUACUUUGGACAUUCCAGUGUGCGUAUGUUUCGCCUGUGGCCUGUUGCCGUGUUGGCUUGUACUGUCGGACUUCACUAAAGACAUCUGUUCUUUGAAUCUCUGUGUCCUGCGUGUGAUUCCACGUUCCCUCUACACUCAACCCUGACAGCAACCUGGACUGAAGAGGCAGAAAAAUAGGAGAAAUGUGGUGGACCCUCUGCUAAUUUAUAAAUUUGUCGAGGUAGGAAUAUCACAAAAAUAUGAUCAAUGGCUCAUUCAAGAGAAAACAACCUCCCGCGUUAUGACAUCGGCCAGUAUUGAAAUCUGACAUGUAUGAUAGACGUUUUCGCAAUCUAAAAGUAAUCUACCGUACAAAAUAAUGAGAUACCAAACCCAUUCACAGGGUUGGUUAACUCUUCAGAUUCCUCGAGUCUCCACAGAAUUAGGUAAAUCCGCUUUUAGUUUUCACGCUCCACAUUUUUGGAAUCCCUUACAAAAUGAAUUACAUUUGAAUUCCCUGGUGCCACUAGGGCAGUUUAAAACCCUGAUGAUAAAUGAGUUCACCGAGGUGUGCAAUUGUUUUGAUUGAUUGAAUAACUUGUUUAUGAUGGCUGAUGUUCUAAUGUAACGUGCUUUUUAUUGUAUCUUCUUAUAUUUUUGUAUUUUUUACUUUAUGGUCUCAGGGCACCAUUCAAAGUGGUCUCAAUUGGACUACCCUGAUUUAAAUAAAAGUUCAUUUGUAAAAAAAUUAAAAUAAAAUGCUAUGUCAUACCAGCUGUAAUUCUGCCUGCGUAAACGGCAAGAGCUCAGAUACACAUGAAAACGAAAUGACCCUCAGGAUCGAUAGAACAUCAUUCAGAGAUGCCCAAAAACGAUAUAACAUUCAAAAUGGGUGAAUCUUUCCUUUAAUUUGAUGUCUAUUCAUUUAUUUCACCCUGCCGGCUAGUCUACAGCUGUUUGCAUCUUGUUGUUUUAUUUGUUAGGCCACUUCAAUCACUUAUAACUAUAUUAAAACGCCACAUCAACCGUCUCUCAGUCAAGGUAAAUGCUUAUUUUUCUCAAGGAUGGCUGAAUGCAACUGGCAGGCUGUGUCAAAUAGAGAAUGACUUAUUGUUUCUGUAGGACUGAAAAGGUUUACAGGGAAGCCAUUUAUUUUGGUAUCUCCACUCUCUCUUUUUAGUAUGGUCGUCCUCCCUCUCUCUUCUCCCUGUCUGUAAAGCUGUGUCCUGUAAACUUGUUUUUCUCUAGUAAACAGAACACAUUUGGUCUAAAUCAGACAGCCUUGCUCUCAGCAUGUAGGUUAUGAUGACUCAAAGUCAAACACUCCACACUAUUUACAGCUCACGUCAGACCUACCUGGGCUUUCCUUUCUACAGAGUGCACAGACACUCACCAACACAUACCAUGGAUGGAGACCAUUUGGUUAUUAGUUACACCUAGCUUUAUUGAAGGAGGGAGUGACUGAUGGUAGGCCAGAGGGGACAUUGUCGACCUAGAAAUCUACCAUUCACAGUCCCAGGCCUCCCAACCUCUCAUCCACACACUGCUCUUCCUGGGGUGACUACCUACCACCCUCUCUCGCUGCAGACCUGUAACAACUUCAAAUCAAAUUUGUAUUUGUCACAUGCGCCGAAUACAACAGGGUAGACCUUACAGUGAAAUGCUUACUUACAAGCCCUUAACCAACAAUGCAGUUUUAAGAAAAACUACUUUAGUGUUGUUACCACCAUGCUUAGUGCUACCGCUUUCUCUCUCUCCCGUCAGACUCGUGGACGGAGAAGCCUGCGUUUGGGACGGGGCUGGAGGAGCAUCUGAAGAGGAGUAGCAGAGAGAUCGCUCUGCCCUUAGAGGCCUGUGUCAUGAUGCUGCUGGAGACUGGCAUGAAGGAGGAGGUAGGGAGAUGGAGGGAAGCAUUGGAGAGAGAGGGGGAGAAAGGAGGGGGAUCAUAGUAAGUUGAGGACUAAGAUAUGUCAUUAUUGAUGGGUGAAUGGAAUACUAGGAUGGAUGAAAUGGAUUGAACCCAUGCAGUGGACCCAAACACGAAACAUAAAAUGCACUUAAAAACUGGUCCUAAACAUAAUUGAACCAAUCAAUUUGAAAUGUUUACAAACAUGAACAUGAGAAGAGACGGGACGAAAACAUUCAAAUCUGCUGCAAUUUUCUGAGUUAUUUUCACUUGUUAGAAAUGUCAGCAAUUAUGCUGUGAUUCCGAUUUAUUAGGAUGCUAUGUUUGUGUUUGCACGGUUUUAGAAUACAACAGAAUGUCUCUUGGUGGUCAUAAUAAAUCAGCUGUGUGUUUAUUCUUGCCUGUCUUUAGUUCUCACCACAUUGUUUGUCUUCCCAUUCAUUCUAUGGGUGAACACAACACAGUCAGUGUGGUGAGAAGAGAAGGACAGUUUGUUUGGGAGGAAGAGAGUAGAGGUGUUUGUGUGUGUGAGGUUCUGUGUGUGUGUGUUUGCGCGCAUGUGAGAGAGGUGAGUGAUGUGUGUUUGCAUUUGUGUGUGUGAAUGAGUACAUGGUUGGGUGUCUGUGUAGUUAUUAAAGGAGAAUUUUAGCUUUUUUACAACCAAAUCUCUAUUUUUGGAUUGAAUGGCAUGUUUAUUUUUUUGCGAUUUGUGGUGGAUAUUUUAAUCAGGCUUCGUGUUCUAAGAGUUCAGUUAUCCUUCCCCUUGCAGACAUUAUUUUAGUAUUUUCCUUCAACCAAAAAAGUCGGCGUCUUUUCUUGUCUAUCUUACUACGACGUUCUCCCAUUCUCACUCAAUUUCCUUUACAAUCAUUCCAUUUAUUUAAUUAUUUGUAUUUUAACAAUGUUGUUCAAACCUAUUUUAAAGUCUUACUUAAAUCCUAUCUACUGUUUUCUAUGAAAACAAAACACUUCACUCAGUCACCAGCCUAUUUCAUUUGACACAUAAUUAUCCCAUUUAUUUACUGCUCUCCUAUUUCUACCUAAUCUGUCACGGUUCUCUCUUCAAUACACACACUCAUUUUAUUGGUUAUUAAUCUUAUCCUUUACAGUCUAAGAAUUAACAAUCCACACUCUCCUCAUUCACACGGGAGGCUAUUCCUCCUGUCAAAAAGGUUAGUCAUUCACACUUAUUCUCUCAUACAGUGAGUGAGGGAAAAAAGUAUUUGAUCCCCUGCUGAUUUUGUACGUUUGCCCACUGACAAAGAAAUGAUCAGUCUAUAAUUUUAAUGGUAGGUUUAUUUGAACAGUGAGAGACAGAAUAUCAACAAAAAAAUCCAGAAAAACGCAUGUCAAAAAUGUUAUAAAUUGAUUUUCAUUUUAAUGAGGGAAAUAAGUAUUUGACCCCUCUGCAAAACAUGACUUAGUACUUGGUGGCAAAACCCUUGUUGGCAAUCACAGAGGUCAGACGUUUCUUGUAGUUGGCCACCAGGUUUGCACACAUCUCAGGAGGGAUUUUGUCCCACUCCUCUUUGCAGAUCUUCUCCAAGUCAUUAAGGUUUCGAGGCUGACGUUUGGCAACUCGAACCUUCAGCUCCCUCCACAGAUGUUUCUAUGGGAUUAAGGUCUGGAGGCUGGCUAGGCCACUCCAGGACCUUAAUGUGCUUCUUUUUGAGCCACUCCUUUGUUGCCUUGGCCGUGUGUUUUGGGUCAUUGUCAUGCUGGAAUACCAUCCACGACCCAUUUUCAAUGCCCUGGCUGAGGGAAGGAGGUUCUCACCCAAUAUUUGACGGUACAUGGCCCCGGCCAUUGUCCCUUUGAUGCGGUGAAGUUGUCCUGUCCCCUUAGCAGAAAAACACCCCCAAAGCAUAAUGUUUCCACCUCCAUGUUUGACGGUGGGGAUGGUGUUCUUGGGGUCAUAGGCAGCAUUCCUCCUCCUCCAAACACGGCGAGUUGAGUUGAUGCCGAAGAGCUCGAUUUUGGUCUCAUCUGACCACAACACUUUCACCCAGUUCUCCUCUGAAUCAUUCAGAUGUUCAUUGGCAAACUUCAGACGGGCAUGUAUAUGUGCUUUCUUGAGCAGGGGGACCUUGCGGGCGCUGCAGGAUUUCAGUCCUUCACGGCGUAGUGUGUUACCAAUUGUUUUCUUGGUGACAAUGGUCCCAGCUGCCUUGAGAUCAUUGACAAGAUCCUCCCGUGUAGUUCUGGGCUGAUUCCUCACCAUUCUCAUGAUCAUUGCAACUCAACGAGGUGAGAUCUUGCAUGGAGCCCCAGGCUGAGGGAGAUUGACAGGUCUUUUGUGUUUCUUCCAUUUGCGAAUAAUCGCACCAACUGUUGUCACCUUCUCACCAAGCUGCUUGGUGAUGGUCUUGUAGCCCAUUCCAGCCUUGUGUAGGUCUACAAUCUUGUCCCUAACAUCCUUGGAGAGCUCUUUGGUCUUGGCCAUGGUGGAGAGUUUGGAAUCUGAUUGAUUGCUUCUGUGGACAGGUGUCUUUUAUACAGGUAACAAGCUGACAUUAGGAGCACUCCCUUUAAGAGUGUGCUCCUAAUCUCAGCUCGUUACCUGUAUAAAAGACACCUGGGAGCCAGAAAUCUUUCUGAUUGAGAAGGGGUCAAAUACUUAUUUCUCUCAUUAAAAUGCAAAUCAAUUUAUAACAUUUUUGACAUGUGUUUUUCUGGAUUUUUUUGUUGUUAUUCUGUCUCUCACUGUUCAAAUAAACCUACCAUUAAAAUGAUAGAUUGAUCAUUUCUUUGUCAGUGGGCAAACGUACAAAAUCAGCAGGGGAUCAAAUACUUUGCAUGUUCAACACACCACUGUACAGUAUUCAACUCUCACUUCUCUAUACUCAUAGCUCUCAGGCUACAUAGACAUUUAUCCUAUGCCUACAAACAGUACUGCCAAUGCCAAAUCCCCUCUCUGGGAUUUAGGAUCCUUGUCACCUACUUUUAUUUUCACUACAAAUUCAUUUUUAAAUUGACUUACUGAAAUUCAGUGGGUUGUCAUGUUCAGAUUCGUGAAUGUGGUGUGUUCCCCCAGGCAGUCAUCAGUGGAAGUCUGGUCAGGGCGGGUCCACAUUGUCUUUGGUCGGACAGAUAUUUCCCUCACUCUCCCACGGAGAGUGCCACCGGUGUCUCCUUCGCAGACCUUCACUGAUGCUCUCCCCAGACAGAAUCACAUAUCCUCACAUUCGGAAAGAAAAAACAGUUAUAACGAAUUCCUUAGGGGGGUUUCUAAGUGUGUGUUAUCUUAUCAACUGGGAAGCAACUGUUUCUCCCUCAAAAUAUUGCUCUAUUAAUUUCUGCAAUGGCGGGUUUUGUACCCAGAUUCUAUUUUCCCUUACACUAACAAUCGUGGUCUGUCGAAUGUAUGUCUACCUGCUUCCCACCGGGUCCAUACCGUUCUGAGCAUCCACUAAUCAAUUUGGAACCUUCUAUAAUGUAUUGCUAGCCUAUCUUUAUGGUCUGCAAUUUCAACCUCAGGGUUUGUAUAAUAAUAAUAAUAAUAAUAAUAAUAAUAAUAAUAAUAAUAAUAUGCCAUUUAGCAGACGCUUUUAUCCAAAGCGACUUACAGUCAUGUGUGCAUACAUUUUUACAUAUGGGUGGUCCCGGGGAUCGAACCCACUACCCUGGCGUUACAAGUGCCAUGCUCUACCAAUUGAGCUACAGAGGACCUACACCUCACUAUAGUCAACUGUGGCAUUACCUUAUUUCUAUUUACAGUGGGAGAACAAGUAUUUGAUACACUGCCGAUUUUGCAGGUUUUCCUACUUACAAAGCAUGUAGAGGUCUGUCAUUUUUAUCAUAGGUACACUUCAACUGUGAGAGACGGAAUCUAAAACAAAAAUCCGGAAAAUCACAUUGUAUGGUUUUUAAGUAAUUAAUUUGCAUUUUAUUGCAUGACAUAAGUAUUUGAUCACCUACCAACCAGUAAGAAUUCCGGCUCUCACAGACCUGUUAGUUUUUCUUUUAAGAAGCCCUCCUGUUCUCCACUCAUUACCUGUAUUAACUGCACCUGUUUGAACUCGUUACCUGUAUAAAAGACACCUGUCCACACACUCAAUCAAACAGACUCCAACCUCUCCACAAUGGCCAAGACCAGAGAGCUGUGUAAGGACAUCAGGGAUAAAAUUGUAGACCUGCACAAGGCUGGGAUGGGCUACAGGACAAUAGGCAAGCAGCUUGGUGAGAAGGCAACAACUGUUGGCGCAAUUAUUAGAAAAUGGAAGAAGUUCAAGAUGACGGUCAAUCACCCUCGGUCUGGGGCUCCAUGCACAAGGGCACAUUUACGUCAUUUAGCAGACGCUCUUAUCCAGAGCGACUCACCAAUUGGUGCGUUCACCCUAUAGCCAGUAGGAUAACCACUUUACAAUUUGGGGGGGGGGGGGGGGGUAGAAGGAUUACUUUAUCCUAUCCCAGGUAUUCCUUAAAGAGGUGGGGUUUCAAAUGCCUCCGGAAGGUGGUGAGUGACUCCGCUGUCCUGGCGUCGUGAGGGAGCUUGUUCCACCAUUGGGGUGCCAGAGCAGCGAACAGUUUUGACUGGGCUGAGCGGGAACUAUGCUUCCGCAGAGGAAGGGGAGCCAGCAGGCCAGAGGUGGAUGAACGCAAUGCCCUCGUUUGGGUGUAGGGACUGAUCAGAGCCCGAAGGUACAGAGGUGCCGUUCCCCUCACUGCUCCAUAGGCAAGCACCAUGGUCUUGUAGCGGAUGCGAGCUUCAACUGGAAGCCAGUGGAGUGUGCGGAGGAGGGGGGUGACGUGAGAGAACUUGGGAAGGUUGAACACCAGACGGGCUGCGGCAUUCUGGAUGAUUGUAGGGGUUUAUGGCACAGGCAGGGAGGCCAGCCAACAGCGAGUUGCAGUAGUCCAGACGGGAGAUGACAAGUGCCUGGAUUAGGACCUGUGCCGCUUCCUGUGUAAGGCAGGUCGUACUCUCCGAAUGUUGUAGAGCAUAACCUGCAGGAGCGGGUCACCGCCUUGAUGUUGGCGGAGAACGACAGGGUGUUGUCCAGGGUCACGCCUAGGCUCUUCGCACUCUGGGAGGAGACACAGCGGAGUUGUCAACGUGAUGGCGAAUCAUGGAACGGCAGCCUUCCCCGGGAGGAAGAGCAGCUCCGUCUUGCCAGGGUUCAGCUUGAGUGGUGAUCCGUCAUCCAUACUGAUAUGUCUGCCAACAUGGCAAACUUCAGACGGGCCUGGACUGCGCUGGCUUGAGCAGGGGGACCUCACCUCGUGGGGCAUCAAUGAUCAAUGAUCAUGAGGAAGUGAGGGAUCAGCCCAGAACUACACGGCAGGACCUGGUCAAUGACCUGAAGAGAGCUGGGACAACAGUCUCAAAGAAAACCAUUAGUAACACACUACGCCGUCAUGGAUUAAAAUCCUGCAGCGCACGCAAGGUCCCCCUGCUCAAGCCAGCGCAUGUCCAGGCCCGUCUGAAGUAUGCCAAUGACCAUCUGGAUGAUCCAGAGGAGGAAUGGGAGAAGGUCAUGUGGUCUGAUGAGACAAAAAUAGAGCUUUUUGGUCUAAACUCCACUCGCGGUGUUUGGAGGAAGAAGAAGGAUGAGUACAACCCCAAGAACACCAUCCCAACCGUGAAGCAUUGAGGUGGAAACAUCAGUCUUUGGGGAUGCUUUUCUGCAAAGGGGACAGGACGACUGCACCGUAUUGAGGGGAGGAUGGAUGGGGCCAUGUAUCGCGAGAUCUUGGCCAACAACCUCCUUCCCUCAGUAAGAGCAUUGAAGAUGGGUCGUGGCUGGGUCUUCCAGCAUGACAACGACCCGAAACACACAGCCAGGGCAACUAAGGAGUGUCUCCGUAAGAAGCAUCUCAAGGUCCUGGAGUGGCCUAGCCAGUCUCCAGACCUGAACCCAAUAGAACAUCUUUGGAGGGAGCUGAAAGUCCGUAUUGCCCAGCAACAGCCCCAAAACCUGAAGGAUCUGGAGAAGGUCUGUAUGGAGGAGUGGGCCAAAAUCCCUGCUGCAGUGUGUGCAAACCUGGUCAAGACCUACAGCAGGGUUCUUCAAUUCCUGGAAGUUAAUUGCACUCACCUGGUGUCCCAUGUCUGAAUUAGCCCCUGAUUAGAAGGAGAGGAUGAAAAACAGAGGUGUUUCGGCCCUCCAGGACCGGAAUUGAAGAACCCUGACCUACAAGAAACGUAUGAUCUCUGUAAUUGCAAACAAAGGUUUCUGUACCAAAUAUUAAGUUCUGCUUUUCUGAUGUAUCAAAUACUUAUGUCAUGCAAUAAAAUGCAAAUUAAUUACUUAAAAAUCUUACAAUGUGAUUUUCUGGACUUUUGUUUUAGAUUCCAUCUCUCACAGUUGAAGUGUACCUAUGAUAAAAAUUACAGACCUCUACAUGCUUUGUAAGUAGGAAAACCUACAAAAUCGGCAGUGUAUCAAAUACUUGUUCUCCCCACUGUAACUCUUACUGAUCUAUUAGGGCUAUCUGUUGGCUGUGGACCUCAAUUCUACAAAAAUCAUUUCUAAAAUGGGGUUUGGUUUAAAACAAUCACAGGUGCACCUUACUAUUUUAUAGUUGUUUUCUACUAUAUAUAUAUAUAUAUAUAUAUAUAUAUUUUAUAACCUGCAGGAAUAUUUUCCCAUUUCUAUCUCAGGAGAUGUACAGGGAAACAUUCACAAUAACAUCUAACAAUAGUAACCCAGGGCAUACCUGUUUACCUCAUUAACAAAACAUUUGAUCAAUUACAUACACGUUAUAAUUUGAACUUCACCAAGUCAGAUGCCCUCGCAAGGUGUCACCUGCACUCUAGUUCUUCAUUCAAUACAUUAACCUCACCACUCCUACUGUGAUCAACCCAGUACUACCCCUGGACUUUUGGCAGCCCGCAACUGGCAAAUUAACAAUUAUGUCCAAGGAUACCUCCCUUAAGAACAUUCUUAUCAACUCAACAAAGUCCUGAUAGUUACCUCAGCUGUGGCCCUCUUAAGGAAGACCUCGCUCUGUUUUUAUUUUUUCUUAUCUUGUCAUCACUUAUUGAAAGAUUGUCCAAGCUCACCUCUCUCAGUAAUAUGUUCGGGAUCUGGCAUCCACCCGCCCCCGCUUCCUCUCAGAUCAUAGGCGGGUCCAGCUGCUCUACAGGAGCGUGGUUUUCCCUGUGGACAGUUUACCCAGAUCUUCAGGAGCGGUCAACAGGUGAAGUGCAGAUCCCAUCCUCGUCGCCAAAUGUGGUGGAUAUUUUAAUCAAUAAUGAGGAGAGACAAGGUCAAUCACCAAUCAGAAUAUUAACUUUAUUAAAAACGUAUCGAUAAGCGAGCUCAACAAGCAGGAAAUGCUGACGUCUUUUAUAGUGGACCUAAAAAUGCUUAGUCAUGGCUGGUUCCACCCCUCCCCGGCAGAUCAGGCGCGCUACCUUGUCUUCUUCUUGUGUCUUCUUCUUGUGGCUAUGUGUAUCGGGUCAUAGCGCACAAACAAGUGAAAACGUUAGUUCCGUUACUGCUCAUAUCUCCACACAACUGUGCUCUUGGAAGAGAAUAAAAGACGGGAUGAACUGUAAAACUGUGGUCACUCUGAGGCUCUUUGUCUCAUGCCGUGUGACCAGGUUACUCAGAAGCAACAAGAACUUGAAACAAUACAGGUCUAUCUAUUCCUCAAGUUUAUCUCUAUCCCAUGUCCUUGACUACACGCCCACAGCAGCUGCAGGGAGCUAGAGUGUUGCAGGUCUUUUAGAUGUUGUAGACAUACAAUUGUGUAAUUCUGAAAUGUAUCCGCAACGUUAUAUUCCAUUAUGUUUUUGCGACUUGAACGAUACCGCUCUGUCCAUUCUAGCAGCAGGCUACACAGUGGAACUGCUGGAUAGGGUAAACUGCUCGAGUCGUACAAAAUGGAAUAUAACGUUGCGGAUAAAGUUCGGAAUGACACAAUUUCAUGUGUACAACAUUUAAAACCUGUAUCACUAUACUGAGAGCGUUUCCGUUUCUAAAAGGACGUAUUUGGGUGUUUUUGGGGCAUUUGUUAAUGUUCUGUCAGAGCCCCCGUACUGCACAAUGAGGAUGAUGAAGUGUAUCGCUGGUUGGGGUAUGUAAAAAAACAAAACAAGUGAAAUCGCCAAAAAAGUGUCUGGACCCUUCUAGAACAUUGCAUUUACAUAAAACAGAUUUGGUUGUAAAAAAAGCAAACUUCUCCUUUUAAGCAUUGUUUGCGGACUGUGUGUCUGUCUCAUCAAUCGUGUCUCUGUGUUGUUGUAUCAGGGCCUGUUUAGGAUCGCAGCAGGGGCCUCUAAACUGAAGAAGCUCAAGGCUGCUCUGGACUGUUCCACGUCACAGCUGGAGGAGUUUUACUCAGACCCCCACGCUGUCGCUGGUAUGGUCCUAACCCCCACUCACGUUUUAUACAUGUUAACGUUUUAUACAUGUUUCAGCAAGUGUUUUCAAGUAAUAUAACUGAAAUGACUGUCAGACCAUUCCUCACAUAACUGUCCUUUGAUUCCAGGAGCCCUGAAGUCUUACCUGAGAGAACUGCCUGAACCUCUGAUGAGCUUCCAGCUUUACGACGAGUGGAUUCAGGCGUCUAAGUAAGCCACCACACACAGUCUUCUUCAAUAGCUGUAAAAGGAAGUGUAACCAAGUAAAGCAGUAAUAAAAUAAAGGAGAAGUAGUAGAAAUGAAGUUAAAAAAAGGAGUGACAUUAUGGCAACCAUGAAACAGGUCCGUGAUUGUCUCUCUGUCUCUCUGCCCAGUGUUUCAGAGCCAGACAAGCGUCUGCAGGCCCUAUGGGUUGUGUGUGAUCAACUACCGAAGAACAACAAAGCCAACCUAAGGUGGGUAACAGAUGGACUGGUUCACACAACUUUGCUUCACAAUAAAGAUGUGUGUAGUAUGAAGAUAUGUUACCCUGUUUCUUAGAAUCUAAUGUUUGCCUUACCUGUGCCUGUCUCUGUGUCCUGUGCUGUAGGUAUCUGGUGAAGUUCCUGUCCAAGCUGGCUCAGGACAGUGAUGUCAACAAGAUGACCCCUAGCAACAUCGCCAUUGUACUGGGACCAAACAUGCUGUGGGCCAAAACAGAGGGGUGAGAAAGGGGGAGAGAUAGGGGGAGUUACUUACUGUUCAAACUGGAAAAACAAAUGUUUAUGUUCACAAGUUGGUGUCAAAAUCGUGUAGUGUUUGUCUAUAACAUGUCUGCUCUCAUCUGUGCCUGCAGGACUCUAGCUGAGAUGGCUGCUGCUACCUCUGUUCACGUGGUGACCAUCAUAGAACCCAUCAUACAGCACGCUGACUGGUUCUUCCCUGAGGGUAUGUACAUAUGACCUUUGACCCUUCCGCUUUGACUGGGUCCAUAGGAGGGUGGUCCUUGGUCUCCUGUGUACAGGAUCAUGAACAAUGGAAGCUGGAAUGUCAUCAGAAUGCUCUUUCAGUGGUAUACAUCUGAUUCCCAGGCUACUCAAAAAUAUGGAUCUGUUUGUUUUUAAAUGGCGCCUAAAGGAAUUCUACUUGCCUGUUCUCCACCUUUGCACAGAUGUGGAGUUUAAUGUAUCGGGGAUGUUCGCCAUGCCCACCCCUCCUUCCAACCACUCAAUGGAGUACGACUGUUCCACCAUCGAGAGGAAGAGGCCUGGUAGCAUGGUGGGGCCAGAGAACGAUAUCCCUCGCAAGGACAGGUAACCAUCAACAGCAGCUAGGGCUGUUACUUACGGUGACCGUAUUACCGCCACACCGGCGGUCACGAGUCAUGAAGGCAGUCAAAUUCGAUGUGACCGCUUAGUCACGGUAAUUAGGCUUCUCCAAGCGCUGAUGCUGCUGAUGGUCAUUAGUAGCCUACCUAACUUGCUAACUGCCUGGUACUCAGCACUCUAUUGUCCCUCUAAUCACUCUGACAUCAAUGGAAAUGAAUUGAAAAUCAAACACUUCAUGAGAGCCCAUGAGCUCAUGUUGUGCAACAUUUCUAUAGGCUAUGCAAUUGCUUGAUAAAACAGAGUGAUGGCCUCUAUUAAAAGAGGAGGAUCCCAUCAGCUUUCUAUAGGCUAGGCCUAUAUUUAUUUCUCAACUUUCCUAAUAUUAAACACAUUGCUUCUCUUUACAACAGGAGUAUAGCCUACCUGGCUGGCACGAAAAUGAACCACAGGAAAAGCGUCCUCCAUUCGCUAUUUAAGUGCAUAGAUGACAUGUAUUUUUUCCCCUGCCCCUGUUUUGAGACAGGUGCAUGAUAAUGGUCCAUUCUAAAUCAAAACAAAUUUCACACAUAUAUUAUUUAGUGUAUGUAAAGACAAGAUUAAAUCAAGAGUAGUCUGAUGGGUGACAAUAUUAGCCUAUCACUUGUUAAUGAUAUAUUAUCACUUGUGAAUGAUGCGCAGCGUAAGGCAAGAAACAAUGCAUACCUUUUUUUUAGCGACUUUUUCCAAUCAUAGUAGCAUACCUCAUGUAGCCUAGCCCAUAGGCCUAUAUGUUCUGAUAAGGUUUGUAUCACAACUAAAGUGAUCAAAUAACUUAAAAUUAAGCACAUUAAUCCGCUUUACAACAGAUUUAGAGCCUAACUGGCAUACAUAUGCAGCGUGUGAGUUUCAAAUUUGGGAGAAGAUAAUUUUCACCAUAAAAAUGCACCAAUAAAAGCAUAACAUGCAUAAUCGCAUUUGCGGUCACUUUUGAUAAUGGUGUUUUCCCGCUAAUGGGACAUUCGCACUUAUAGCCUACUGCCGUGUGAGCAUUGCUGCGCUUAUAAUGUGAAGAAAUAGCCUAAUAGUUUAUCAACAUUUUAAGCUAAAUGUUGUGAUCUGUUGCGUCAGCCUCAUUGCGUAAAAAAGUUUUUUUUGAUGCUAGUGGUUGUAUUAAUUAGGGAUCUAUCACAUCCCACAACUGUCCCAGACUAUGUUUGGAAUAUUUAUUUCUCGCACAGAAUAGAAUAGGUCAACUUUUGUACAAUAGGGGAUAGUAGAUUGUGCUUUUGCUUUUGCUGUUCGUUAGGCCUACUCAUCUUGUUUGCCGAAAAGUAAAUGUGGACAGUUCUUCCAAUAUCUUCAAUAUGCGCCUUGGAAUUGGAUAAGGACACGCUCAGUUGCGUCCCCGAUGUGUCUGUUUUCACUUGUAGCCUGUGAGAAAGACCCGAUCACGUGACUGAGAGCCAUGUGAGUGAGAGGUGCUUUGGAGCAAGCAGCACACAGGGAGAAGGGAAUUAUAAUUAUUAUAUUCAGGCCAAGGGCACAACAGCCACUGGCCCAAAAGGCAUGGAUUUUUUUAGGGGGCAUUACGGCCACACAAAGGGGAUGCCGCCGGGAAAUUCGAGGCAUUAUCAAGUGCUUGUCAAAUUGUGAAUGAGAGACUGAUGAAGUGUGUACAGCCUGCGCAAAAAAACAAAGCAGAGCUCAUGCCUUUCAUGCUACUUUUUUCAAAUCAUCAUUAGUCGCAUCAUGCAGCCUUAGAAUGUAUUAAAAAUCAAAACAUAUAGCCCAACAUUUGUAUCACAACUAAAGUUACAUAAAUAACUCUAAAUUAAGCAUAUAGGAGUAGCUGUUUAUUUGUUAACCGUUUAACACAGAAUAGCUGCAUGUGUGUACUCCCUCAAAUCGUUUGGAGAAAAUAUCCUUUCUAUUUUAUUCAAUUGUAUUCUUCAUACUAUAAAAUACUACGGAAUUCUAAGCAAAUCUUGUGUGCUAAAUGAACUAGUGUAGCCCACAGCCAUAUGGCAUAGCCAGAUCAGUACGUAACAUAAGGACAACUCAGAGUAUGCUAUUCUGUUCUUCUGAAAUAGACUACAUUUUGUUCAUAUCAUGUUUCUUUAGACCUGUCUAAAAUAAAUAAUGGAUUUAUUGUGAAGGUGUAGACUAUAUUACAUGGAUUUAUGUAUGACUAUUUUAAAUGUAGAUGUUCCAAAGGUCUGCAUCAGUGGCUUGUAGGCAAUGCGUGGAAGCCAGAAGAUGCUAAAUGUGUUUAUUAACAGUCAGAAAAUUGUGUGACCGCCACAGCCCUAACAGCAGCACCCCAUCACUACUAGCUCCAUCCCUCUACUUGGAACUGCCAUGGGGUGAAAGGUCAAGGACAGAACCUAUACCUGCCAAUGCUCUGAGCUGAGGAUAUGCUAUUUAAAUCAAAAUGAUUUUCACUUGUAUAACUCAACCAUUAAUACAUUAAUUUACACUUUGAAUGUUUGGUUUGAUUGGUAGCUCUGCUGAUUAUCACUACUUACAUGGGGGUCUUUUUUAAGUGUAUUUCUGGAUGUCUUGUUUAGUGCUAUAGGCUUCUAGUUGCUUCUAGUUUAUCUUUGUGGCUUUAGACUACAAAUCUACAUAACAUCCCUUUUGACUAUUUGGUUUGGAGUAUCUCUCGCUCUCUUUCUCACGCUCUCUCUCUACAGUCGUGGUCAAAAGUUUUGAGAAUGACACAAAUACUAAUUUUCACAAAGUCUGCUGCCUCAGUUUUGAUGAUGGCAAUUUGCAUAUACUCCAGAAUGUCCUGAAGAGUGAUCAGAUGAAUUGCAAUUAAUUGCAAAGUCCCUCUGCCAUGAAAAUGAACUUAAUUCCCAAAGAACAUUUCCACCUGCAUUUCAGCCCUGCCACAAAAGGACCAGCUGCCAUCAUGUCAGUGAUUCUCUCGUUAACACAGGUGAGAGUGUUGACAAGGCUGGAGAUCGCUCUGUCAUGCUGUUUGAGUUAGAAUAACAGACUGGAAGCUUUAAAAGGAGGGUGGUGCUUGAAAUCAUUGUUCUUCCUCUGUUAACCAUUGUUACCUGCAAGGAAACACGUGCCGUCAUCAUUGCUUUGCACAAAAAGGGCUUCACAGGCAAGGAUAUUGCUGCUAGUAAGAUUGCACCUAAAUCAACCAUUUAUCGGAUCAUCAAGAACUUCAAGGAGAGAGGUUCAAUUGUUGUGAAGAAGCCGUCAGGGCGCCCAAGAAAGUCCAGCAAGCGCCAGGACCGUCUCCUAAAGUUGUUUCAGCUGCGGAAUCGGGGCACCACCAGUGCAGAGCUUGCUCAGGAAUGGCAGCAGGCAGGUGUGAGUGCAUCUGCACGCACAGUGAGGCGAAUACUUUUGGAGGAUGGCCUGGUGUCAAGAAGGGCAGCAAAGAAGCCACUUCUCUCCAGGAAAAACAUCAGGGACAGACUGAUAUUCUGCAAAAGGUACAGGGAUUGGACUGCUGAGGACUGGGGUAAAGUCAUUUUCUCUGAUGAAUCCCCUUUCCGAUUGUUUGGGGCAUCCGGAAAACCACUUGUCCGGAGAAGACAAGGUGAGCGCUACCAUCCGUCCUGUGUCAUGCCAACAGUAAAGCAUCCUGAGACCAUUCAUGUGUGGGGUUGCUUCUCAGCCAAGGGAGUGGGCUCACUCACAAUUUUGCCUAAGAACACAGCCAUGAAUAAAGAAUGGUACCAACACAUCCUCCGAGAGCAACUUCUCCCAACCAUCCAAGAACUGUUUGGUGACGACCAAUGCCUUUUCCAGCAUGAUGGAGCACCUUGCCAUAAGGCAAAAGUGAUAACUAAGUGGCUCGGGGAACAAAACAUCGAAAUAUUGGGUCCAUGGCCAGGAAACUCCCCAGACCUUAAUCCCAUUGAGAACUUGUGGACGAUCCUCAAGAGGCAGGUGGACAAACAAAAACCCACAAACUCCAAGCAUUGAUUAUGCAAGAAUGGACUGCCAUCAGUCAGGAUGUGGCUCAGAAGUUAAUUGACAGCAUGCCAGAGCAGAUUGCAGAGGUCUUGGAAAAAGAAGGGUCAACACUGCAAAUAUUGACUCUUUGCAUAAACUUAAUGUAAUUGUCAACUUAAUGUAAUUGUCAAUUGUCAACUUAAUGUAAUUGACACUUAUGGAAUGCUUGUAAUUAUACUUCAGUAUACCAUAGUAACAUCUGACAAAAAUAUCUAAAAACACUGAAGCAGCAAACUUUGUGAAGACCAAUACUUGUGUCAUUCUCAAAGCUUUUGACCACGACUAUACUCUGGGACUUGGUGAUUCUGUCCUGUCGCCCUGGUUUCUUUCUCAAUGUGGCUCUGCCGUCUGUCUGUCCUCUCUCCUCUCUGUAGUUUUGCUAACAAACUGUCGGACCAUAACACCGUCCCCCGUAGAGGCAGCAACACCUUAGGUAGAAAGCAGCAUGCUUCACCUGCCUUCCAGCCCCCCUUACCCCCGGUGGAGACCCCAGGGCCUGGGCAGGUCACAGGGUGCAUGGCUGAGCUCCAGGCCCCACUGGGGGGCAUGCCGUUGGAGGGCUGCCAGCCUAGCCUGGCACUGGGUAUGGCUGCCCUGGUGGCAGCGCAGCAGCUUCUAGCUACUACCGCUGAGGAACUCAGGUAAGGGUGUGUAGUGCACUGGGGAGCACAGACACGCAUGCCACUCCACUGCAUGGGAAGGAAAUACCCUUUUGCCUGCAACCUUUGAUGAUAAAUUGUUGAUAAGUGUGUGUGCACUGUUUAUGUUGUCACUGCUCUUGUACAAAUAUAUACGAUUUAUGGUAAUUUUAAUGCAAAAAAAAUUGUUUUAUUUGAGUGGAAAAUGACUACAGAGCAUAGAAAAUGUUGAAGUGACCACAUGGGUUUCUGCCUCACUUAUUAUUUUCCUAGAGUGUUUCUCUCACUGUCUAACUGCAUUUUCCUCAAACAACUAACAAGUAAUCAUUAUAAUAACACUGUGGGUACAUCUCCGUUCAGACCACUGGCUCUGUACAACAAUGGUUUGUGUGAGCCAGCCAUCCUCAGAGGGCCCUCCUCACGCCUCUGCUCUCAGGCUAGAACACAUGAAUCAGCAGAAAUGUUGUUUGGCCAUUAGUUCUGUCCUCUCAUUGAGCUUAUGUAACUUUUGAAGGAUGUUUAUGAAAGGAUUCCAUUCAAUCUCAGUUCCAGACUGUUCUAUUGAUCCAUUGGACAGAAUAUAGAAGGUAAACCGAAAACACCGCCCAGUGCAGUUAAGGACAAAAAGCUCACAGAACAGGCCUUCAAUUUCAUCGUGGACAUUUUCAUAGCACUACGCUAAAAUCUGAGUGCUGUACUUAAAUGAUGACCUCUGUCUGUCUGUUAAGCACCCCAAAGCGUGAACCCACCUCCACCCCGACCCUCCACCAGAGGAACGGUUCAGGAGGGGGCCACCCGAGCACAGCCAGCCCAGCUGUAGGAGGGGGAGCUGUGGGAGGCCCUGGGGCUGGAUCCAUGGGGCCCAGUCCACACAUGAUGCGCAGAGGUGAGACACCCACUCCUUAAAGCGAAUCAGCUCACCUUUAUUAGGUUGUUUGACAUUUAUUUUGAGCUAUAUGCAUUAUGGUAUCAUGAGGAAAUGUUAAUGAAGAACCUAUUAUUUUAUUUUUCAUUAGUAAGCCUCUUGUUACAAGGUAAUUUGCACUAGCAGUUAUAUUGUUACAUUUGACAUAGAUUUACAAGCAUGCUACACUGGAUGCGUAACUUUUUCAGAGUGUAAGACACUCCUAUUCAUUUGAAUGAAACCUGUGUGUAAGCAACGCAGCUCUGUAAGAGGCCUGCGCUGCUUAGCGUAAAAUUGCGCUCUGGUUCUAUUUUUAGGAAUUUAACGCGCGCCUCAUGCCGGAGAAAGUGGCUGGGGCUCUGCUCAGGCUGGCUAUAGUUACGAGUCCAGUGUAGCAGCUGAAAGCCCACUGUUUUUGUGACGCCCAGUAUAGCUCCCCUAUUAGACGUAGACAUGCAAUUUCAAGUAGCCUAAAAUAAAGUAUUUGUAGACAUAAGAUAUUUAGUCCACCUCUCUCCACUAUCCAGGUACAAAGAAGCCGGCCCCUGCCCCUCCCAAGCCGCACAACCCCCCUUCAGGCCAGCCCAGUAACCCCACCAACCAACACCCCUUCUCAGGCCAGGGCCAGGGCCAGUCCCUCAGCCCCUCUCCCAGACCCCUCUCCUCCUCAAGCCACUCUCCUACCUCCCCCACCCCCCAGGCCUCCACCACCCCCCGCCGGCAAUCAAGCAACCAGCCUCCCAUCCAGGCCCCCAACCACCCACCCCCACAGCCCCCCACACCCUCACAGUUCAGUCCCCCGCCCCACCCUAGGGCCCUCAGCCAGCCCACAGGAGACCACCCGGGGGCGGACCAGUCUCCUCCAGAUACCCCCACCCCACCUGACACCCCUCCGCCCUCCACCGCCCCCCAUGACAUACCCGGUGCCCAUCCUGGCUCCCCCUCGCCCUUUCAGUCAGGCUCCCUCCCCCGGCCGCGCCCCGUCCCCAAACCCAGAAACAGACCCAACAUCCCUCCUCCCCCUCAGCCCCCCACACAGGGAAAUGAUACCAACGGGAUCUGCAGCACAGCCUACAAAAUCAUGGGUGAGUCCAGUCAAGUGAUGCGUUAUUGUCCCAUGAAGGGAGAUUCAUUUGGCAACACGCCACAGAAAUACAUUCACAACAGUCUAUAAACAGACAGAACAGACAUCACAACAAUCCCUUCUUUCAGUUUAUAGUAUUGGUUCAGUAUUCAGUACCUCCUUUUGCUCUAGUGUUGAAAGUACAUUGACAAUGUUUUAUCUCUAAAAGUCCUGUGUCCACAGGUUAAGGAGCAUUUAUGAAAGGUUUGUCAGGUGAUACUUGCAUUUUGCAGCUCCUGUACUCCAUCCAUUUUUUUUGCAUUACUCCAUUACCACAACAUACUUUUAGAAACCUACCACUUGUGCCUGCUUUUCCAAUUGUUCCCAUUGGUCGUGAAUCAUCAUGACAUUCAACCUUCAUUAUUAAAUCAUUUAAAUGUCAGUAACAUUUUGAUGUGUGAUUUGCAAAGGACAUCUCUAAUGGUUGGUCUGUAAAUGAUGAAAGGAUACCGCAAACUAAAAACCGAUUUGAUUCAUCGAAUUGGCAGAAUAUACACUUUUUUAAAUUUGAUUGUGUCAGGAUGUCUUUUGCAAACCCUUCAAUUGCAUUUGUUCGCCCUCUCGAAAUGUUUUUUUUUUUUUUGUUAAGUCAUUGUUGUCAUCUUGAUUGGAAGACUUGGCCUUUACUAUUGUACAUCAACAUCAGAAUAUCAUUCUAGCAUGAUCAUAGCCUUUCAUACAUAUUAACUUUAGGCUAAACACACUGCAUGCCUAACGCCUAACUUGACUUGGAUGUGUUUUAGUUUGGCAACCCAACAGCAUCAGGUUUUAGUGUUCUGGUAUGCAUGGAACAGGAUUGUACUUAGGUGCAAGCCUUGGAUGCAUUUGAAGCAUGAGGCUCUCUUUAACUCAGUGCUGAUGAUGGCAGUAAUGUGGUUUGGAAUGUGGAUAGCGUUAGCAUGACUCUGUUCAAAAUAAAUCUGUUGUCUCAGCGUCAUCUCUGAUAUGCUACAUAGUGUGGCUGGCACUUAACGCUACUUGAUGGUGCACUGCUAUUUUCCUGUUUUGAUCUUUUAGCCAAUGGAAAAUGGUAAACAGUGGUAAUAGAUUGCAUAGGUUGAAGCCACUGUUUGGCUGUCAGAUCCUUCAGAUUAUUGUCUUGAAGGUAGUAGCAUGGGGGAUGUGAUGGUCUGUACUGGAGGUUGAAUUUGCAUUUUGCUUGUUUUUUUUUAAGCAUGUCAACCAUCCUUGCCAAAACAUACUAACAUUGAACACAAGUCACCUUUCGAUGAUUUUACAAUCCACUAUUUCGUUUUCCCCUUCAGGCAUUUCUACUAAUUUAAUUCUUAAUACUUUUACUUAGUUAAUCCACAAUAUUUAGCUAAAGGAUGAUUCUAUACAAUCACUCAACAAACAACUACAGCUUAGCAGACUUUUAACAUUAACAUUAACUCCUCAGUCAGCUGUAGCACUAACAUUUCACUAUGUCUCUGUCCUGUCCAGACCCAGUGCUGUCUCUCAAAGGGUUGACCCGAGCCUUCGUGCCCUGAGUUUGCUGUGGACCAGCAGCCAGUGACCGCCCCCUCCAUGGCCCCCAUGACGUCCGUGCCCCAGCCCAAAGAUUCAGACCUGGACACAGAGAGUACCGUCCUAUAAGGAAGAGGACUGGCAUUGGCUCUCUGUCCCCUCUCAAUCUCCUCUCCAGGUGUGGGUAGAAGUUGACCCUAACCACAGGUCCAGAUAUUAGUUUCAUCCCCUAAUGGUUAACUGUAGGACUAGGGGUAGGGUGAUCUGGUCCUAGACCUGUGGUUAGUGGCAACUUCUACCUCAAGCUCCCCUCAGAUCACCACACCUCUGCUGCUCUCUCCCAACUCCACCUCCCGGUGUCUUCCACACACUAAUUUUCCCAUCACCAUCACCCCCUUGGUCCGCACUACCCCAGCCCUGUUACAGCUACAACUUCAUACAAUCAACUCAACCACCCCAGUGGAACUACAGAACAGGACUCCCCCCUGGACACUCCCCACCAGGAAAUCGUAACUCUGUAGCACUGAUGAAGCUUUGUAGAUUUUUUGGGGAUGGUGCACAGCAAUAAAGAGGUUUGGAAUGGAAACUGUAUGCAUUUCCAUGGGAUGUUGCACCUUAAUAAGGGCCCCGGGCUGGAUUUCUAAGCUAACAUAUGGAAUUAUUUUAAGAUGCUUAAGGGACUGCUAGUAGAGUGGGUUGUUAACAGUGGACUGACAGACAACUUUGAUAUUGGUGUGAGGUGUGUUGUUCUUGAUGAUGUCCUUGAAAAAUACUAUUUGUAAAUGUAAAGCACAGCAAAUGUGGGUAAAAGUAGAAACCAAACAAAAUAAUAAUUAUUGCUGAAAUGUAGCUGGUCACUGCAGGUUUCCAGUCUCUCACACACUUAUACCUUUUUAUCCCUGUUUUUGUAUGAUACCCAUCCUUCGCUCUCUGUAUUUAUUUCCUAAAACACAUUCCUUGUAGCUUGAGUUAAUAAUCAUGCAGUUUUCUGAAGCAUGCCUUACUGGUUCCAUAACUCGUUGUAGCAGGGGUAGGUCUAUAUACUUUCAGUAUACAUGCUGAUCCUCUUGGCUUGUAGGUGCCUUCCUAACCUUCUGUGUUUACGCCGAUGUUGCUGGGGCAUUAAAGUGCCAGUUCCUGUAUAAGUGAAUGUAGGAAAGGACUGUUUUAAGUGCUUAUACUGUAGCUACCUUGUCAUCUGACUAGUGAAUUACUUCAACAGUUGAUAUUGCACUUGAACCAAGUCUAAACCCCACAAGCGCUUGCUUUCCAGUGAACAGGUGUCUAUAUGGAAGAUCAUUCUGCUCUACCUUUUCCACUGAGCUGGGUUUUACACACAAACCAAUGUAACAACCUAGUAGUGAGGUGGUGUUGGAUUCUAGACCAGAAAAGCUUCAUUAUCUUUUCUUUUUAUACACGUUGCUUUUUCCUUGAAUAUAAUGCAGGGUUGUGCUCCUAGAGAACAGACCCUGAAUGGUAUCAACUAAAGGGCACAUAUCUGGAGGCUUCAGUUGCCCUGAAAACAUGUUCAGUAUUUGUACUGCUUUUCAGAGAGAAUCAUCAUCCAUGUAGUCUUGCUGAGAUUCCCUUCUAUCUCUUAUUAUUAUUAUUUUCCUUUAACUUGCUGCCUUAUCCUUCUGCAGAAAGAGUACCUUGUUUUCGAGGCUCUGAACAAAUGGCAUUAAACUACAAUUGUUAAAGCUGCGUUUUGAGCUCGGCUAGUUUUGUAUGCAGACUGAGCUUAAACAAUAAAUAAAUCAAAGGUAAAAUGACUGCUUGGUUAUACUCCCUUUCCGAAUAAAAUAAAGUAAAUGAAGAAGAAA